AUGCCUCUGGGGCAACCAGCCCCAGCUCCUUCUGUGUCCUGGCAGCACCCAGCUGAGCAGAACUGGCAACCACUGCACAAAUGGCUACUUGGGCAUGAGCAGACAAACAGGCAGACCAGAUCCAAUAGGAUAAGAUCUGGAGAGUCUGUGGAGGCUGGACAGAGAGGAAGAAGAAUCUGCUACCAGAACUGGAGGUUCCUAAAGGACCAUGAACAAAUGUUGAGUUUUGAACAGACAUUUAAAUGUACCCAUGCUCUUUUUAGUUUUCAUCAAUUUGAGGUAAGAGAGAGGAGCAGAAGCCACUGCCAAGUGCCAAGCUAUAUGUCUGUCUUCUCAAGCAAAGUUCCCAACUCAACCAUAAACUACUGCAGCCAAAUGAAUACUGAGCUUGGCAGGGCUCUGGUAAAUAUGAUCUUCAGCAGUGCUGCACGAAACAGGAAACUUGAGAGUGAGCUCCAGCUUUCUUAG
Messenger RNA from Vidua macroura (Pin-tailed whydah), 468 nucleotides. RefSeq lists its product as uncharacterized. The record is from RefSeq and is a predicted model, not a curated record. NCBI's taxonomy places the organism in Eukaryota, Metazoa, Chordata, Aves, Passeriformes, Viduidae.